ACAGUGCCUUAGAAACAGCCGAGCUCCGUGCCAGUUACCUUUCCAAAUUGGACGGCGCUAAGUGCUCCUCUUCAAAGAUGCGAGUGCGAUUUGGAAGACGCAGUGGACAGGAGAAAGACAGCACGGAAAUGAAGAACUCUGAUGAGGAUCAAAAUCUCUACCCGCCUCUUCUACCUAGCAAAGUAGACCUCCGGCAGGUCACCAUAAUUCCACACAGUGAAUGGGAAAGGAUUAGAGACAGUCUCGAUAGUUUGACAAGAAAAGCAGCAUGCCUCCGCGCAGAAAGAAAAGCAAAGAAAGACAUGCAUUUACGGUCUCAAGAAAUGGUGAAACACUGGACUAAUACAUAUGCAGGGAUGAAAGAACAGAAACUUGAAGCUAAAAAGAAGCGUGAUGAAGAACUAGAAGCAGAAAGACAAGUUCUUGAUAUAGAAGAAGAAAUCUAUAAACAAGGAGAAAGAAAAAAAGCCAUUGAAUAUGCAAAACAAUGUAAAUUUUACCAGACAGAAAGAGUGAAAAAUUUUCAUUCAGGAUUUCUUCUUAGUAGAGUCAUGAAAGAACGUGAUGCACAGAUUGAAUACCAAAAGAAUAAAAUAAAACCCGAAACAAAAUGGGAUGAACAAUUGAAACUCAGCAUUGAAAAAGCUUUUCAAGAAGAACAAGAAAAAGCAGAAAAACGACGUAGAGAUAGAGUGGCUCUUGCCCAUGAUCAUUUAAAACAAAUAAAGGAACAUGAAGAAGAAGAAGAGAGAAGGAGAAAAUGUGAAGAAAAAGAUGCUAAGGAAAUAAAGCGACAAAAUUUACUAUAUGAAAUAGAAAUAAGAAAAAAACUAGAAAAGAAAAAGGAAGAGAUGCAUGAAAGCAGGAGACUGUUUUUUGAGCAUUUGAAUGAUAAACAUAUUAUCAAGGCUGUAGAACAGCAGCAGCAAGAUGAUGAUGAUGAGAAGAUCAGAAAAUUCAUCAAAGCAAAAAAGCGUCUUACACAAAUGGGGAGAGAAAAAGAAGCUGAAACACAUAGGCUAAUGGAAGAACGGAGAGAAAGAAUAAAUAACUUCCUGAGUGAUCUAAUGAAAGAGAAACUUGACAAUGAAGAUUUAAUUAUUGCUAGAGAUAUUGCAGAAGCUGAGGCUGAAUGGGAAAAAAGAGAACAAGAAAAAGAUGAAAAAACCAAAGCAGAAUUAAAAGCGAUUACAGAAUAUAGAGUCGCUGUGAUGAAAAGUAAAGAGGAAGAAGAAAGACAAAGAAAAAUAGAGGAAAAAGAACAAUUGCGAGCUAUCUUGAAAGCAGAUCAGAUUUACAAUGAGCAUGAAAAGAUGAAAAAACGCAAAGCUGAUCAAGAACGUAGAGAUCUUCAAGAUGCCCAUAUUCAGCAAAUGGUAAAAAAUAAACUUAAAACAAAGGAAGCCAAACAAGCAGAAUUAGAGUAUUGGAAACUUAGUGACGCUCUUAUGGCUGAAAAGGAGAAAGAAUUUCAGAAUUAUGCCAGAGAAGUAAUCGAACACGAGUCUGAAUCAAGAAAUAAACAGAUCUAUCCUAUGGUAAAAGCUGUAGAGCAAAGACCUGGAGGUGGCCACGGACCAGUUUUUGUGGAAAGAGGUGGAAUCAGACCUAGCUAUCAGACAUAUGAUAGCACUGGAGUCCAGCUCCCGUUCUAUAAUUCUCAGGGGUCAAAAUAUAAUGAUUUUAGCAAAUCUAAGAAAAGGCUAGGUUUUACAUGGUAGAAAAACUUAUUUUUAAGAUUGAGAAGACUACAUUGUACCUAAUAUGAGCUGCAAAUCUAAGUUAACUAUAUGCUUCUAAUUUUUGUAAAUAAACUUAUUCUUCAACAAAA
Molecule: messenger RNA, 1831 nt
Organism: Erinaceus europaeus (western European hedgehog)
Lineage: Eukaryota; Metazoa; Chordata; Mammalia; Eulipotyphla; Erinaceidae
Gene: CFAP210
Product: cilia and flagella associated protein 210
Exons: 9
Coding region: 78-1721 (547 amino acids)
Source: RefSeq, a predicted model, not a curated record